AUGGCGACCACGUGCCUCUCCGCCGCGAGCGUCUUCGCGCGCGCGGUCCGCCGGACGACUUCAUCGCGCGCGCGCGCGACCGCACACGGCGGCGGACAAGAGCUGAACGCGGCGAGAGAAGCCAUCUUGUCAGUUCACCCUGGCGCAAAAAUCGUCCCGGACCGCAUCGACUUCUACCCGAUCACCGUGACCGUGAAGCAGGGCGAUGACGUCGUGUGGACCGGACGUCAGCAAGGAUUGUUCGGUAAAAACGGGAGGCCCGCGCAGGCGGAGAUCGUGAAGGCGCUCAAGGCUCGACAGUAA
Messenger RNA from Micromonas pusilla CCMP1545, 303 nucleotides. RefSeq lists its product as uncharacterized. The coding region runs from base 1 to 303 and encodes 100 amino acids. The transcript is spliced from 2 exons. The record is from RefSeq and is a predicted model, not a curated record. NCBI's taxonomy places the organism in Eukaryota, Viridiplantae, Chlorophyta, Mamiellophyceae, Mamiellales, Mamiellaceae.